This is a messenger RNA of Spinacia oleracea (spinach), 2786 nucleotides long. Its product is annotated as U-box domain-containing protein 33. Gene Ontology annotation, biological process: protein phosphorylation; protein ubiquitination. The transcript has 8 exons. Lineage: Eukaryota; Viridiplantae; Streptophyta; Magnoliopsida; Caryophyllales; Amaranthaceae. Gene Ontology annotation, molecular function: ubiquitin-protein transferase activity; ATP binding; protein kinase activity. The coding region runs from base 239 to 2560 and encodes 773 amino acids. The record is from RefSeq and is a predicted model, not a curated record.
ACACGUCCCCCUUGGACUUGGGAACUUGAGUUCCUCUCUUGUUUUCUUACUUCAGUUGACGACUUGACGGAGUAACAAGAAAAUAGAAAAAAAAGAGAAAACAAUUGACUUGAAGAUGUCAAAUUGUCAACUGAAUCUUCCCCAAUACAACUUCUACCAUUAAAUUUCGCUUAGAAUCAAUUUGGGGUUUUCAUCAAAAUUUCAUAUGAGUUGAUUUCCAGAAACUAACCCCAAAAACAUGGAUUUGAUACUGCUUGAAGAUAAUCAUGUCAGCAAUACUGAAACUGCUAUAACCGCCAUAAAAGAAGAGAAGCUAUACGUUGCAGUUGGGAAAGAGGUGAAGCAAAACGAAACCCUUCUCUCUUGGGCUAUCCAGAAUUCCGGUGGCCGCACAAUUUCCAUUCUGCAUGUUCAUCAGCCUGACAAUUUCAUCCCAAUUUUGGGUGAAAAGUUCCACUGGAGCUCCUUGAAAGAGCAGGAAGUCAGGGCAUACCGAGGAAUUGAGAGACAGUUUAUGCUUAAAACCUUAGAUGAGUAUAUUCACUUUUGUCGCCAGUUUGGGGUGCAAGCAGAGAAGCUUUAUAUUGAGAUGGACUCAGUUGAGAGGGGGAUCUUGCAGCUUAUUGCUGAACACGAUAUUGAAAAACUUGUCAUGGGUGCUGCACAAGAUGACCUCUAUCACACGAAAAUGAUGGAACUCGUGUCAAAGAAAGCAGUUUAUGUGCAGCAGCAUGCUCCUGCUAAGUGUCACAUCUGGUUUGUCUGCAAGGGGCAUCUAAUCCAUCAGAGGAAAUGUAGUUCAGAAGCAAGAAUACAUGCUCAAAAUGAGAGGUCCAUUAACUCUAAAUCCCUUUCUUUGAUGGGUCAAAGCAAUAAAUCUACAGCUGUGAGUGAAGACUUACUUCUCGGUGAAGGAUCAUCUCAAUUUGGAAUGAGUACUGGGAGAGUCACUAAGCUUCCUUCUAUGGACAACAUUGAAACUCAUGUUUCUCCGCCUGAAUUAGAUCUUGAAGCUAAUUACCAUAACUGGGCAUGGGAUGAAAUACUGCAGUCUGAACUUCACACAGAACCAUUAUUCAACCAGAAUCAUCAUCGUCAUUUAUAUUCUCCUCGUUCAGUUGCACAGGAAAUAUCAUCAGAAGGUGUAUAUGCAGAGGUAAUGAGUAAAAACAAAGAACUUGAGGGAGAUAUUCAAAAGGUUAAGAAUGAACGAGACAAGCUCAGGGAAGAAUACCAGGAUGUGAUGGACCAGAAUUUAGUGUUGGAAAGCAGAGUUGAAAACUAUGAUAAAGUGCUCAAGGAAUUAGAGGAAGGGAUUAUUUAUAAUGUUGACAUGCUGCAAAUUUGUGAAAAAGAACGAGAUGACUUGAAGAUCGAACGUGACAAUGUUCUGAAGACGGCUGAAGAAUUGUUGAAUCAAUCUGCUGAGGCAGCAUCCAAAACUGAUAGUCCCAGGUUCUUCACCACAUUAACAUUUGCAGAGAUCGAAAGAGCAACUAAUGACUUUGACCCAUCAUUACAACUGUGGGAAGGCGAGAAUGGCAGCAUCUAUAGGGGUACUCUUUCUCAUACACAAGUGACUAUAAAGAUGUGGCACCCUGAGGGCCCACAAGGUCCCCGAGAGUUUCAUCAAGAGGUUGAGAUAUUGAGCAAGUUUAGACACCCAAAUGUGGUAACUCUUAUGGGUGUUUGCCCUGAAGCCUGGGCUGUGGUCUAUGAAUAUCUUCCCAAUGGGAGCCUUCAAGAAAGAUUAAAUUCCACGGGAAAUACUCCUCUUUUAUGGCAAACCCGAAUAAGGAUUGCCACUGAGAUAUGUUGUGCUCUAAUCUUUCUUCAUUCCUGUGUACCUGAACGAGUGGUUCAUUGUGCUCUAAAGCCUGCCUCUGUUUUCCUUGACUCGAACUUCACGUGCAAGAUCGGUGACUUUGGAUUCUCACACCUAGUCUCGGACCAAGAAAAUUUAUUCUCUACUGAGUUCCCGAACAGCUCCUCGUAUACAGAUCCUGAGUACUUUAUAACAGGAGUGGCUACACCUGCCAUAGAUGUUUAUUCUUUUGGAAUGAUACUACUGGAGUUGCUGACUGGAAAACCAGCAUUUGGGGUAACAGGUGAAUUGGAAGAUGCUUUAAAUGAAAACAGUUUUGAUUCCGUGUUGGAUACUUCAGCAGGGGAGUGGCCGUUUGUGCAAGCUGAGCAAUUGGCUCGGCUGGCAUUGAGGUGUUGCGAGGAGAAUGCAAAUGAUCGACCAGAUUUGAAGUCUGAUGUAUGGAGGGUUCUGGAGCCAAUGAGAACUUCAUGUGGCGGUUCAACAUCAUACCAUCUUGGAGAUGAAGAACACCGUCAAGCUCCAUCUUAUUUCAUUUGUCCUAUAUUCCAGGAAGUGAUGAAAGAUCCGCAUGUUGCAGCGGAUGGCUACACUUAUGAGGCAGAAGCAUUGCAAGGGUGGCUUGAUAGCGACCAUGAUACGUCCCCUAUGACCAAUCUUCAACUUCAACAUUCCAAUCUCGUCCCCAACCAUGCCCUUCGUUCUGCCAUCCAGGAGUGGAGGCAACGACAUUGACAUUGUCAUUCUGCAACUGUCAAAUUCCCUUGCUUGGAAAACGAUAGGGUAAGAUUUAAAAAACAGGGUGAACUAUCAGUAGUGGUGGUUUACUUCCUUGAUUUUCUCAAGUGUAAAUUGGUAAGAGUUGGUGUUUCUUGAUGUAAUGGAAAUUUCUAAUGGAGAUUGUGUAGAUGAGUUAUAAAAUGUGUACAUAUGGUAAAAAUAAGUUGAAAAUUUCCCUUUA